Pocillopora verrucosa is the source of this 1271-nucleotide messenger RNA. NCBI's taxonomy places the organism in Eukaryota, Metazoa, Cnidaria, Anthozoa, Scleractinia, Pocilloporidae. The record is from RefSeq and is a predicted model, not a curated record.
GGAGAAAUUACCGCAAGUAAGAAAGAACAGUUUUGCAGUAAAAGAACUGAGCUGCAGAACAGGUUCUUCCCGCCAGGGACAUUCGAGUUAAACUAAUGGCAGAACCAGAACCAAGGAGAAUACUCCAUAAUUCGCAAGGGUUACAACAGCACGCCUUAAAUUGCUCAGAUUCCGCAUGUAUCAUUCCGAUGUGCGUAAAUAAGAAACUUUUACAGCUAAAACAUUCUCAGGGAUUUCAAACUGUUAAUGCCUGCAAAGUUUCUCAAACGUUGAAAACCCUAACUAUAGAACCAGCUGGAUCCUGUAUUGAACCCAAGUGCCUAAUACCUUUUCGCAUGGGUGCAAAUGACAACCCUUACAAAGGGGCCCAAACUGACUUGAAUGAUCACCUAGGGGAUGUAAUCAAAGACAAUUUUCCCCUAGAGUUUUCAUUCGAACAGAGAGAUAGUUCUGAGAUAUCAAGACCUCAAGGAGUGAGGAGUAAAGUGACUCAGAGACUGGCAAAAUCAACCCUAGCACCUCCUCCUUACUUAAAAAACGCGAAAGACGCGAUGAAAGUCAACCCAACCGUUCAACCAUUAAACGUAUUGAUUAACCAUUCAAGCUCGGUUCAAACGACCUCUUCGCCUGCACAUCUGGCUCCUCAGUCUUGUCUUGUACAACGUAAAGAUCAAUCCAGUGUAAACGCAGCCAAUGGUAUGACAGGCUUAACGCGUCGUGCUUUAAUGGAGCUUUUUCCAGUAUCCUCAGCAGGCACCUUAACAACACCGCCCAUUGCCACUGGCUCUUCGCCGUACUCACAGGAUACAACAAUAAAUGCUUGGGCUAAAGCGUCAGCUCCGAACAACAGUGUUGGUAACGACGUCCCGUCUCCGUUUACUCUUGGGCAAGGCCAGAAUGCCGCGCUUCUGCAGACAAGCCAAAUCGACAAUGCAGUACAGCGCCAGAGAAUACAUUCAGAGACAAGUCCUCCUUUUCCUCAAGAACCUGGAACUUCCGGUAAUACACCGCAAGAGAGAAAUUUUAACGUAGAUGAUGGAGCUGACAAUGAUACUGGUAAUACCAGAACUCAGAUGAAAGCACGCCUAAUGUAUGCGCUAUACAGUAUUCAACGCCUGCUGAUGCAAACAAAGUCCACGGAGGAACAGCAGAUGUGCAUUCGGUUACUAACAGCCGUUUUACACGAAACCAAAGUAUUUCUGGGGACGCAAGUAUAAAGGCAAGAUGGAGCGGAACCGUUUGUUAUUUAUCGCCUGGGAGGGGAGGGUUGG